Paramecium tetraurelia is the source of this 462-nucleotide messenger RNA. RefSeq lists its product as uncharacterized. The record is from RefSeq and is a predicted model, not a curated record. The transcript has 2 exons. Lineage: Eukaryota; Ciliophora; Oligohymenophorea; Peniculida; Parameciidae.
AUGAAAUCAAAAAUAUUGAACACUGGCUCUAAUCCUGAAAAAAGGCCAACCGUUUAUUUGAAUGACGGACAAGGAAGAGACACCUAUAUUUCUUAUAACAAUGGCGGAAAUUUUGCUUAAGAGUUCAGAUUCUUAGUAUCACCAUAAUAGCCCACUUCUUUAAGAUUAAAAUACAAUAGCAGUAUACAAUAAUAAUCUUCCACACCAAGGAUUAAUUAUUAAGGUGAUGGAACAGGUAGAGAUACUUAUAUUUUAUAAAAUAUCAUGGAUAAAUGCAGCUCAGGAUAAUUAAAUUACAAAUCCAUGCUCAGAAGUGAGACUAAUUUUGGUUCAUUUCAAAAGAAUAGAUAUUAAUUGCCACCAAUUGCAAAAUAAAAAUUGAACAGGAUCCAUUAAUUAUAGAAAGUCCAAUCAAGUAGGUUGUCAAUGCCAAAAAAUAGACAAUUAUUUAAUGAAGAGUGA